This is a messenger RNA of Danio rerio (zebrafish), 3214 nucleotides long. RefSeq names its product solute carrier family 43 member 2a (gene slc43a2a). Gene Ontology annotation, cellular component: basolateral plasma membrane; plasma membrane. The record is from RefSeq and is marked provisional. Lineage: Eukaryota; Metazoa; Chordata; Actinopteri; Cypriniformes; Danionidae.
AAAUUGAUGUUUGAACAUAACCCAAGGAGUGAACUCGGCUUCAGAAAGCUGUUUAUGCCUUUUCGACGCUGAAGACAGGCGAAGCGAGGAUUUGGUGAAGGAAAAUAGGAUCAUCCAGCGUUUAAGGGGAUUUCCUCUGUAUUCCCAGCACAGCUUGUAUCAUCUCCUUCAGCCAUGGCUCCUACACUGGCCACAGCCUUCUCCAGGCGCUGGUGGAUGGCCAUCACUGCGGUCAUCGAGAACCUGUUGUUCUCAGCCGUCCUGCUGGGAUGGGGCUCGCUGCUUAUUAUGCUCAAAUCUGAGGGCUUUUACUCCUACCUCUGCAGAGAAGCAGGUAACGGUACAGGGCACAACGUGUCUGAGAGUGAGAAUGGUACGAUGAAUGCCACAAGACUUGAGGAGGAGGAUAAUCUUCAGAUGAAUGGCUGGCCCAUAUGUAAAGAGCAAGAUGAGAUGCUGAACCUGGCCUUCACCAUCGGCUCCUUCCUCCUGAGCGCCAUCACACUGCCACUUGGCAUUAUCAUGGACAAAUACGGCCCACGCAAACUGAGGCUGCUUGGCAGUGCCUCGUUUGCUAUCUCCUGCUUCCUGAAUAGUGUUACACGCACCACUAGUGUUCAGCUUUAUUACCAGUAAUCAAGGCGAUUCUGCAUUUUUAGUGACUGUAAACCCAUUUGCGGACUGAUUACGAACAAUUUCUGUUGCUUUCAGCUCAUAAAGCUGCUGAAAUGCAAGUAGAGGACUCUAUUUUGCAGUUAUAAAUGACAAACUACCUUAAAGCAGAUCAAUUCUGCUUAAUAUCAGUCGCAUAUGGGUUUCCAUCGGAAGUGGGCAGAUUUUCCGAUUUUAAUCUCAUUCAUAUACCAGCAUGCUUUGGGCAGCAUGAGCAUGAAACCGCAGCUUUCUCUGAACUGGGCUGAUUUUAAAGGACUGAUCUGGCACCCGGGGCUACUGUAAUCGAAGCUUCAUUUUAGUAUGGGAAUUGUGCUGUUAUUUGCUUUGGCAUGCAGAUCCUGUACACUUACAGUACGAGCGAGAUGCAUUUUUGUACAUAUCAGUCCAUUCAGAAGGUUGUAGAAGUCGGAAAGGUUUGGUUUAAGGCCGUAUGUUGGGGAUUUAGCCUCACGUUUCGAUCUGAUCUUCACCAGCAAUACUAUUCCACAUCCACACACAGACUGUACCACUUCCCCCGAUGCAGUACUACUGGUUUAGCUUCACUUGUUAGCACAAAAUAAUGUGUUUUUUUCUUUUCUCCAAGCGAUUUAUUCAGGGUGUUUCACUUUUUAGAGUAAUAAUUCAUAUCAGAUGUUGUUCACCUGCAAUAUAAUCCCUUCAGAGUUCACUUUAUCACCUACAGUAUGUGCACUAAGGAGCUGUGUUUACACCUGCUAUUAAAAUGCAUUAUUGCUGAUCAGAUCACUAUUAGAUGAGGGAGACAGAGUUCCAUUUACAUCCGGUGCUUAAAUCUGUCUCUUUUAUCCACUUUCAAUCCACUUUCCUUAGUUAUUUGAGGGGAAGAUGUAUAUGUUAUUAUAUGACAAAAUUAGCAUGAACACAAGACAGUGGAAAGAGCCUAAAAUCAAUCAGGACUGCUUAGAUAACAUUGUGGUUGGAAGCUUUCGCUUUACGAUUUCCGAAAGCAAAGUUAAAAUUCUGUCUGGAUAGCGUGCUUCAUCAAUAAAGUAUCGUAAUCUUUAAGAAUGAAGCGGAAACAAGAGCUUCAGUGAACGAAAUCCAGUCGAAUGUUUUCGACUACCUCAGGAAGAAGUUGAAAGUGGACAAACUCAAAGCUUUAGACCUCGUUUUCAUCUGUAAGUAGCGUGGUCCGCUUGUGAUCAAAUCAGCAAAAACAGAUCUUAAUACCAGGUGUGAACGAGCCCUCAGUGCACUCUCGGUAAAGAGAUUAGAUGCCAUUAUCGUAUUUAUAUAUCUUGCACUACAGGGUUCGUGAUUACAGAGGUGCUUACGUUAGCCAUUACAGAGUAUAAGCGUCCUGUUACAACCUCAUGCGUACAUGAAAACCACGUUCGCCAUAUGAUUUUUAUGUAUGUCCUCAAGAUUUCUGGUCUGGUUACCAUUUUAACUACGGUGCUUUAGUAGAAUAGAAAAAACAGGAAUGAUACAGAUAGCGAAUACAGAAUUAAGCUGGCUACUCAACAUUGUGGUGAUAAAAACUUGAAAUUAAUUCAUAGCGAUUCGAAAAAGGGAGAUUUUUUAAGACAUGCUUGACGACAAUCCCUUUGAAAACCCAUAUCCUUGUAGUGGGUUGCAGGCCAGUAUAUUGUCCCCUACGAGAAAUCAUCAAAUUGAGUGAAAUCAGUUUUUUUCAACUGUAAAAUCUCUGAUAAAUGGUUUCGUCCGACGUAAAAUCAAUCUAGUUACAUUUCCAGUGUCGUAGUUUCUACAUUUGAUGAACAUUUCUCAGCAAAUGAGUUAUAGUCCACUCACUCAUUCACUUUAACAGUAUUUCCACUGUAAAUGUACAUGAAAAGAUGAAUGCAAGAUCCUGGAUGAGGAAACAGGACUUGCGCAUGUUGUCUUCUCAACAGUUGCCAUAAAUGUGACCUUACUCUAUGACCCCCUUAGAAGAGGAAUAGGUCAGAUCCACUUCGCAGCAUCCACUUAUAUCUGUCACACUGUUUUUGUGAAUAGUUUGUCAGAGCUGAAGUCCUGGAUGGACUGCGUUUGCUGGCUUGAACACGCCUGGAUAUUGCAAGUGAAUUCCAAUCUAAUGCAGUACUGUACUAAGCGCAAUGAAUGUGAGAGUAAGAUCGUUUACUCUCAGGACGAGAGAAGUAGCACUUUUUCUCACUGCCAUACCUUAAAUUUUCAUUCUUUAUUCAGUUUUCACGUUGAUUUUGGUUUUAAAUGUCGGUUUAUUAUCCCAUUAUACGUGUAUGAGCGUGGAAAAAUGCCCACACACACAUACACAGAUGUAAGAGGGAAGAAAAGAAGAGCUUUAACACCAGUGUUUUCUCUCUGUAUGGUAUUGUACUUUUAUCGUCAUUUGUUGAUUAUUUUGUUGAUUUUUCUACCUUUGUAGCUUGUGUUUUCAGUCACGUGUACAUGUACAUAGUUUUUCUCUUUUUGUUUUGUGGCCGUUUUACUGUACUUGGCUUUUGGGUUUCUUCAUUCUAUUACUAUAUAGCACCUUUUUGAAUAAAUGUCUCAACAAAAUAUCCAAUAUGUGAAAAUAAAAAACUAUUCAUUUGUA